UCCCAAUCUCCCAGAGAGUCGGUUGCUGUAUUGUCCCUCUUUCCGUCACUCACUCUACCACCUUCAAAACCACCCACGUCCCCCAAAAGAGAGAAACAUCGAGUCGUCGAUCGAUCGUAAACUUUCUCUCACCAUUUCCAUCAAUGGCGGCGAUCUUAGCUCGCAAGUCUCUUCUCGCUCUUCGUCCUCGUCAGCUCGCUUUGACUGGGCAAGCAUUCCAAGGCUUCAGCCAGCAGGAUAGAUCAUUUGCCACCAAGCAUUCAUUUUCCACUGAUAAAGAUGAUGCAGAAAGACAACAGCUUGUUAAAGAGAUAUCAAAGGAUUGGAGUUCUGUUUUUGAGAGAAGCAUAAAUACUUUGUUUCUCACGGAGAUGGUUCGAGGAUUAUCUUUGACUCUCAAGUAUUUCUUCGAUGACAAAGUGACUAUCAAUUACCCAUUUGAAAAGGGCCCUUUGAGCCCCCGUUUUCGUGGAGAACAUGCUCUCCGCCGUUAUCCAACAGGAGAGGAACGCUGCAUUGCCUGUAAACUCUGUGAAGCCGUCUGCCCUGCUCAAGCAAUAACCAUUGAGGCAGAAGCUAGGGAAGAUGGAAGCCGUAGGACAACCAGGUAUGAUAUUGACAUGACAAAGUGCAUCUACUGUGGAUUUUGCCAAGAGGCUUGCCCUGUUGAUGCCAUUGUUGAAGGACCAAACUUUGAAUUUGCAACAGAAACUCACGAGGAGCUUCUGUAUGACAAGGAGAAACUGCUGGAAAAUGGUGAUCGAUGGGAAACUGAGAUCUCAGAGAAUUUGAGAUCAGAAAGUUUGUAUCGCUGAUCUCAGUUGCUUCGAUGAGGCUAUGAUAUUUUCCUUUUUUGUGGCUUCUGAAUCAAAACCAAUAAAAUUUCUCUGUUUGGAGUUUCAGAGAUCAUUUUGUUGUUAAUUGCCCUUGUAAAACAUUGUUAAAUUGCAAUCUUGUAGAUUUUGGUAUAUGUUAAGCCUUUACUCCAUUAGUUUUGGCUGCUAAAUAACUCAACUUAUAUGCCAUGGCGCCCAAGGCCAUAAUUUUGUUUCCUGCAGGGAAAACACAUUGGGCCUAUAUAUUUUUUGUAAUGGAAGUCGGUUUUUUAUAAGCAAA
Messenger RNA from Chenopodium quinoa (quinoa), 1116 nucleotides. Its product is annotated as NADH dehydrogenase [ubiquinone] iron-sulfur protein 8, mitochondrial. Gene Ontology annotation, biological process: mitochondrial electron transport, NADH to ubiquinone; mitochondrial respiratory chain complex I assembly. Gene Ontology annotation, cellular component: membrane. The record is from RefSeq and is a predicted model, not a curated record. Bases 144 to 815 code for a protein of 223 amino acids. The transcript is spliced from 8 exons. Gene Ontology annotation, molecular function: 4 iron, 4 sulfur cluster binding; NADH dehydrogenase activity. NCBI's taxonomy places the organism in Eukaryota, Viridiplantae, Streptophyta, Magnoliopsida, Caryophyllales, Amaranthaceae.